Molecule: messenger RNA, 261 nt
Organism: Penicillium vulpinum
Lineage: Eukaryota; Fungi; Ascomycota; Eurotiomycetes; Eurotiales; Aspergillaceae
Exons: 3
Coding region: 1-261 (86 amino acids)
Source: RefSeq, a predicted model, not a curated record
AUGCCUUACGACAAUUACGGUAACUGGUACUCCUACAAAAGCAGUGGAGUUAACAACGAGGGAAACCACUACUGCUCCCGUGAUUACGGUUCGGGGGCAUCCAACCCCAACUCGUACCAUUACUCCAACCAGGAUGGUUCCUACUAUUAUUCAAACCCUGACGGCAGCACGUACUACAACGAUGGCAAUGGCUAUGCUGUGUACACCCCUCCUUCUGCCACCACCGAGUACUCUCAGGAGUCUGAUGACUGGGCAAAUUAG